This is a messenger RNA of Etheostoma cragini (Arkansas darter), 666 nucleotides long. RefSeq lists its product as uncharacterized. Bases 88 to 666 code for a protein of 192 amino acids. The record is from RefSeq and is a predicted model, not a curated record. Lineage: Eukaryota; Metazoa; Chordata; Actinopteri; Perciformes; Percidae. Gene Ontology annotation, molecular function: ubiquitin binding. The transcript has 6 exons. Gene Ontology annotation, cellular component: ESCRT I complex. Gene Ontology annotation, biological process: protein modification process; protein transport; endosome to lysosome transport.
CCAUAAACCCAAGACAGACAGAAAGCCGAGGGUUGGGAGUGCAGGUGUUCUAAAAGAGUCACAGAAAAGUGAUAUUUACCUUUCAUCAUGCCACACUAUGAGGCUAUGAUUAAGAAAAUGCUGCCCAAGACAUAUCAUCGUAAACAUGUGGCCCAUGAAAUAUGUGUUGCAUUACGUCACUUCAAAAACCUUGUGCCCAUGAUGGAUGGAUACGUUUACAAUGAUGGAACAACAAAAAUUUUGAUGUGUCUAACCGGAACCAUUCCGGUCAUGUUUGCAGAAAAGACCUUCAACAUCCCGAUAUGCGUGUGGAUUGAGGAAAGCUACCCCCAAACUGCUCCCAUCUGCUAUGUCAGACCCACACGUGAGAUGACGGUUCUCAGUGGAAAGUAUGUCUCCGGCAAUGGUGAUGUCACACUACCUUACCUGCAGGAGUGGAAGAAUAACGAAUAUGACCUAACGAGCCUGCUGCAGGUGAUGGUUGUCAUGUUUGGAGAGUUCCCUCCUGUGUGCAUCCAGCCUCAUCUAGAGCCCGAACAAGCCCCAUGUUGGCUACAGUUCCACAGACAACCAGAGGUGCUUCCAAAGGCAGAUGGAAGUUUGUAUCUUCAUUUAGCCAGAGAAGAGGAUCCACCUUUCCAGGAAGAAAAUGAAACCAACUGUUGA